Messenger RNA from Closterium sp. Naga37s-1, 4206 nucleotides. Lineage: Eukaryota; Viridiplantae; Streptophyta; Zygnematophyceae; Desmidiales; Closteriaceae. The record is from the annotation of a GenBank genome assembly.
AUGGCUUCCGGACAUGGUAGAUCCGUAGGGUUAGGUGCAGGCAGCACUCGGGGCGGCGCACCAGGUUCUCCACCACGACCUAUGGAGGGGCGAGUAGGGGAUGGACCUGGAGGAGCCGGCGCUUGCUUCAUUGGGGGGUUUCUUUCCGUUGCGGCGCCGACAUCUCGUCAGUCUUUCCGUUACGACGGCCCUCGACCCCCUCCUUCGGGGCAGACGCUGCCAGAGAGUGUCAGUGAGGAGGAGGAUGAGGAUGAGGCGGGUGAGGGCGAGGAGGGUGAGGAGAAUGAGGGGAGCGGGGAUGACAGUGAGGAGGGGUGGGAUCCCGAGAAGCAUGGUGGUGGGGAAGGGAGGGAUGAUGAUGAGGAUCAUGAGAUGGAUGAUUUAGAGCCAGAAGAGGUGCAGGAGGCGGUGGGGGAGGAGGUGGGAGAGGGGGGUGGAGUAGGGGCGGCGACAGAGGCGGGAUCACAGCAUGUGGCUGAAGGUGGAGGGAGCGUGGGGGUUAAGGUGGGAAGAAAGCCCGCGUCCUUGGCGGGUCCGAGGGUUAGGAAGAAGGCCAACAAAGUGAGGGAGCGGGCGUAUCCCGCCACGUUCACUGGGGAGCCCUUGGGGGAUGGUGUGAUCGCUCCGGAGUUCCUAGACGAGGACGGAGGGUCAGAGAGUAGUAAGGGGACUGGCAAGGGGACUAAGAAACCGGGGUGGCAAGUUAUUAUGUUCGGACCGAAAGGGGCAGACGAGAAGCGCCCGUGCAAAAUUUGCACAGACAGGAUUUCGUGGAAGCAAUCCACAACCACACCCGGCGAGCGGCACUUCGCGAGCUUUCACACCGCGCACAUGCACGUGUGGUUUCACCGUUACCACACGCCGUCCAUUCAGUUGCCAGGGGAGACGUUUCCGCGUGGGGGCUACAAGGGUGUGCCGGAUGGCUACGUCGAACGGUGGCCGCAUGCCAAGACUUGGCCGCACCUGGCCAAGCAGAAAGGGAAGGCGUUUGGUGGAGGUCAGGGGUCAGGCGGGAUCGAGCGGUUCAUGACAACCAAGCUGACCUCUGUGGAGCUACGGCAGGCGAUCGCCAAGCUCGUGGUCACCUGCGACCUCCCCUUCCGCAUCGUCGAGGCCGAGGCUUUUCGGGAGCUUUUGAUCCUCCUAAACCACAACUGCGCGCAGAAGAACUUCAUCCCCUCGCGCUGGACGGUUUCCCGCGACACUGUGGUCUAUGCAGCUGCCGCACUCCAGUCAGCCAUUGCGGAGAUGCUGGCGAAGGAGGGGGAGUUGGGGUGCAGGGUGUCGUUCACCAUCGACAUGUGGACGGCACCCAACAACAGGGCAUGGCUAGUGGUGACUGGUCACUGGGUAGACGAGAACUUCCAGCUGCGCACAAUGGUGUUUGAGUUCCGCGAGAUUCACGGGCGGCACACGGGCAAGCAGAUGGCGAGGGUGGUAGAGGAGACGGUGGUGCAUUGGGGGUUGGAGGGGCGCUGUCUUGGUUUCACCUCAGACAACGCCUCUAGCAACGUUGCUGCAUUCAGGUGGAUGUCGGAGGAGGGAGGUGGUCAGUGCUUCUUCAACUCGCGCAUGCACUUCCGGUGCUUGGCACACGUGAUCAACCUUGCAGUGAAGGCAGCUCUCGCAGUGGCUGCCAUCCGCAAGUUGUUGCGGAUUCUGAGAGAGAUGGCGUCGUGGAUUGGCUUCUCUCCGCAGCGCUCAGGGAAGUUCUUGGGCCUUCAGCGGACCCUGAACGCGCAGGCCAACCCCGCCAAACCGAAGCCGGCGUUGAAGCUGGUGCAGGACAGUCCCACGCGCUGGGGGUCGACCCACGACAUGGUCGAGCGAGCUGGGGUUCUGCAGGAACCCAUCACUGUCUUCUUUGCCCAGACAAAGGGACUGUCGAAGGCUGACAAGGCGAAGGUGGAUAGCCUGCGCCUAACGGACGCAGACUGGGAGACUCUGCAUGCUGUCAAGACGUUCCUCAGCCCAUUCGCAAAAGUCUCAAAGGCGGCGGAGGGUCCGGCGUACCCUACAGUGGCGAUGGUGCUGCCGUACUACAACGGCCUGAUCGACGCUAUGGAGUCGCGCCUUGCCAAGGGGCCAUCGGCUACGCUGAAGCCGAUGAUUGAGGCAGCGCUGGGUCUCUUGAAGAAGUAUGAACUGAUGUCCAGCAACGAGUUGUGGAUCGCCACCUUCCUGGACCCUUCCAUGAAGGCGGCGUGGUUCGACGACCCGCACUGGGAGACGCUGCAUCCCGAGACCGACCGGAGGGCGAGGCCGCGUCCCUCGUCAGGCGAGGUGAUCCAGCUGGUACGCGACCGCGUGACCGAGUACCAGGCCCGGGCUGCAGCGCUUGCACCUCGGCCGACCCCACUUGCCACUGUGACGGAGGAGGAGGGGGACGCGGCGGAUGACGACGAAGACGCGCAGUUUCUCCCGAGUCGCCGACGACUAGCGGCGCGUCUGUCAGCGAGCCAGGAGGCGGGGAGGGGUGGGAUGGUGCAGGAUGACGAGGUUAGCAGGUACUUAUCUGAGAGGGUGCGGUGCGACGUGUCAGCGCUGGAGUAUUGGCGCACCGCCACCAACAUGCAGACGCUGAGGCGCAUGGCCCGGGAUUAUCUCGCCAUCCCUGCCACGUCCGCUUCGAGCGAGCGCGUGUUCUCCCUCGGCCGCAACCUCAUUUCCUGGAAGCGGCACCGCCUGGCCUCUCAGAGGACGCGAGCUGUCAUGAUUCUCAAAUCAUGGUACAGUUCACACCCUGGACAGAGGAUAGGCGAGGGCCGCCGUGCAAAGGGCGUCGCACCGCCAGAGUUCGCCAUUGAAGGCGAGGGGGAGGAGGAGGACGACGAGGAGGAGGAGGAGGGGGAGGAGGAGUGGGAGGAGGAGCAUGAGGGGGUGGGUGCUGGCGACACCGCUGGCGGGGAGCAGGCUGUUGUUGCUUCCAAGAGAAAGGCACAGGGGCAGGAUUGCAUCCGACUUCCCUCUGAUCCAUGUGGCCUCCUGGGCGCGGGAUUGGAACCACAUCAUCCACCCUGGCUUUACUCUGAUUGUCCCCCGGACCCCCUCCCCUCCCCUCUGCCUUCUAGCUUCCGAGACAAGGGCACAGGAGCAAGACUGGCCGAUUCCGACCUGCCUCUGAUUCUCUUUGGCCUCCUGGGCGCCGGAGUGGGGACCACAUCGUCCACGCUGGCAUUUGCCGUCCACAUGCUGACUCAGCACCCGGACGUUUCACGGAAGCUUCAGGCUGAAAUCGACAGGUCUUUAUUUAAAGGCUUAGAAGUGCUUAAGUAUCUUGAUAUGGUUGUAAAAGAAACACUUAGGCUGUACCCUGCUGCCCCUAUAGCUGCCCGGCUGCCCGUCCAUGCAACGACUCUGGCUGGUUACCACAUCCCUGCGAAUACACCCGUUGUGGUCCCGAUUUUCGCUGCCCACCGCUGCCCGGAUUUCUUCCCCCGGCCGCUUUCUUUUCUGCCCGAACGUUUCGGUCAGCGGGCAGCAGGUGAGAAGGGAGUUGGGUGGAAGGAGGGAGGGAGGGAAGAGGAGGCAGAAGGGCAAGUGGGGGAAGGAUGGGGCGAGGAGGGUGCAGAAUCGAUCAAGAGUGAAGAGAGAGGAGAAGGAAAGGAACACGAGGAGGUGCUGUGGACGGCCGAGUCAGAAGCCAUGUAUUUGCCUUUCGGUGCCGGUCCCCGCAUGUGCAUCGGGGCACGAUUCGCAAUGAUGGAAAUCAAGCUCUGCCUUGCGCUGCUGCUGCGGGUAUUUGACAUCACAUCAGUAUCUGACACCCCAUAUGCUUCCAGACGUCUCAACGCAAGUGAGACUGACGCUGAAGAAAGGGGAAGGAAACGGGGAGGGAGUGAGGAUGCGGAGGAGGGAAGCAAAUGGGGCAGUGCGAGCAGCAAGACAAGGGUGGAUAGCAGCAAGUUGCCUUUGGAAUCUGGGUUGAACCUUUGGCCGAAAGACGGCAGAGGAGAGGAGGGCAUCAGACAGAGUGCAAGCAGCAAGACAAGGGAGGAUAGCAGCAAGCUGCCUUUGACCCUAGCACUCCGAGGUACUGCAGGAUGCAGUGCGGUUCUACCACCUGCCUUUGCGGGUCAGGAGGUCCUGGUGGGUGGUAGAACCGCCCACCUGAUGGUGGUGUGGUUGGUGCGCUCUGUGGGGGGCUUUCACCUGCCGCUGCCCGCGCCUGCGCCCGUCGGCUGGGCUGAUGGAAGUGCUGUAUGA